GGUUACCAACAUGGCGGCUGCCUUGCGUCGAUAACAUUUCUGUGUCAAUGUUAACUUUCAAACGCUUUGACAAAACGACACACUAAAGAAUCCCGAAAAGCUGCACCUCGUCCCGCAUCUCGACGCCGACAUGUUCCAGGUCAUCGGCGGGCGGAGCGUCCAGGCGGCCCGGCUCCUGUCCCCCCGCAGCGCCGUGCUCCUGGAGGCUGUCCGCGGCAGAAAGUCCCGUGAAGACCCGGUGGCCAAAUCCAAAGAGGGGAGAAUUAAAGUGCCUCCCCCCGUCGACCCGGUGGAGAUGGUCGUCCUGAAGGAGAGAUUUUCAGAGUACCAGCUGAUAAUGAGGGCGCUUCGUCUGGAAUUUAAGGAGGAGGUGCUCAGGAAGAAAUACCAGGAGGAGACCGGGUCCAUGGCUGAGGAGAGAGCGAAGCAGGAGGCGGAGGAGCAUCGCGCCCUCAUGGCCUGGAACGACCAGGAGAACCAACGCCUGCUCAAACUCAGGAUGCUGCGGUUCCAGAAGGAGAAGGAGGAAGCUGAGCGUAAGCGGGUCGAAGCUGAGAUUCAGCGAGAACAAGAACAACAAGAACUGAUCACACAAAGAGAGAGAGAAAUUUUACAGUUACAGGAGGAUGCAAAGAACUUCAUCACCUUGGAGAACUUGGACCAGCGAAUAGAAGAAGCUCUGGACAAUCCCAAGAAUUACAACUUUGCCAUCGAUAAACAAGGAAGAGUCGUCAAACAGACGGUGCAGCAGUGAAACGAGGAAACACACAAGACUCACCUGUAGUUUCAUCCCAGAGAGAGAGAGAGAGAGAGGGGCGGACAAACAGCGCUCUGUGUGUCAGUCUGAGCCGACCUGGAAGAGGAGCGUCGUCAAACUGACAGGAAAGGAUGUGAGACGGUUAAAUAAGAAAUGUCUGAGACUUUGUGUCUGCUGGAACUGAGCUGCUUUUUUUAAUCUUCUUUCUCGCCGUACUCCGUCUCAUUUGAGUUCUGAAUCUUUACCUUAACGUGUCCGUUUGAUCAUAUCUGUCUUCCUGUUCUUUGUAAUGUGAAGUAAACUCGUGAUAUCACAGUU
Molecule: messenger RNA, 1075 nt
Organism: Labrus mixtus (cuckoo wrasse)
Lineage: Eukaryota; Metazoa; Chordata; Actinopteri; Labriformes; Labridae
Gene: mrps26
Product: mitochondrial ribosomal protein S26
Exons: 4
Coding region: 131-754 (207 amino acids)
Cellular component (GO): mitochondrial small ribosomal subunit
Source: RefSeq, a predicted model, not a curated record